GGAGAAACUGACCUGAGAGCAGAGAGGAAGAGGAGAAACUGAUCUGAGAACAGAGGAACCCUGCAGCUGUGAUGACCCGGGUUCUGUUGUGAUGUCUCCAUACAGGAAGAUGAAGGUUCUCUCCUCUGUUUAUCCCAAAGUACCACACUGAUCCCCCACCUCCACCCUCCGUCUGCAUGCAGCAGCAGCGAUGAAGAUUUUGCUCCCUCAAGCCUUAGCCUCUCAGCCCGUGAGUUUGAUUCCCAGAUGGACAUGGAGAGCUCGGGGGGGCUGUCAUCCUUCCCACAAUGCUCUGCUGUGUGCUCCAGCCUGGAGAGCCUGUGUCACUCGACUGCAGACUUCUAUUUGGGCGCUGAAGCACUUCCACCCAGCAACACUGACAGCCCCCCCGUCACCACCCUGCAGGACAACGCCGGGAACCCAGGAGCAUGCUGGGAGCUGCAGAAGGAUUAUGUGAGUAGCAGGACGGACCUCACACUCUGCAGGGCUGAUGUCCCAGACAGUGGGGGGGGGCCCGGCAGCCAACUCUCCCUGGCUGAGAGGGUGGAGAUGAACCGCCAGAUUGUCAAGCAGAUGCUGGAUGGUACCCCGAGGAGACCAAUCAGCUCUCAGCUGCGGAGGAAAGAGGGUGUGGCUCAGGGGAGAGAUGAAGGUACAGUAAAAUUCAGUCCCAGAGCGGCCCAGAGCCCUGACCUGAACCCUGUCAAACAUCUCUGCAGAGACCUGAACAUGGCCGCCCACCAACACUCCCCAUCCAACCUGACCGAGCCUGAGAGGAUCUGCAGAGAAGAACGGCAGAAAAUCCUCCAGUCCAGUGCAGGCUCUGUUCUUCUGACUGGAGGUGAAUUGGAUUCUGGGAUUCCUCUUCAUGGUGAACCAAACCACAGGCUGUGUGCAGCAGAUCCUGUGUUGGGUUGUGGUCGUCAGACGACGCGUCGUGUGGAAAGAGCUCGUAUGAAGGCCCGCUCCUCCCCUCUGAAGGCCGACCACAGCCUCCUCGGCCUGCAUACACGCACUCCCUCGGGGCCUCGGCUGACACAACAGGCCGACCUGAGGGGGAGGGAGGGCGUGGCAUCACUGUCAGGGAACCUAAGUGACUCAUCCAGUGGCGAAUCAGCUUGCGGACCCCCAUGGCGACGCCAGGCCCCAUCACCAACACGUGUUCGCUUUGAGGAUGAAACUGAAAAGGAGGCGGAGUCUCGUUACCUGGAGCGACAGAGGCAGAGGAGGAGGGCAGGGGAGCGAGCGCAGGGCCUGCUGGUCUCCAAACCUGACCCAUCAGUGUACAUCAGGAAGGAGGUGGGGCCACUAGGAGCUGGCAGCACAUCACUAGAGGCAGGAUGUUUUCCUAACAGACAGCAGAGAGCAGCGAGGCCGCCGCACUGUGAAUCAUGUGCGACGGUUUUAGAGGGAGGAGUCUCCAGCCUGAAUCUCCACCCUCACCCCCCUCCACCAGACCGCGAAGGGUGGGGCUUGGAUCGGCCAGCUCCUGACAGGCCCCGCCUCAUGCUGCGCACUGAGCGGAUCAAGGAAACCUACAUUGGUAGCAUUUCCCCCGAUGAGGGGGGGACUGGUGGCGGCAGAGGAGGCGGGGAUGAGGGUGAUGCUGGGCGUGUCCCUGUCAUGCGAGUGAGGAGGAGGACAAACCGGGCGGGGCUGAUGUCUGCCAACGGUCAGCCAGGGACACUCCCAUUGGACAUUCCCCAGGCCACACCCCCCAGCACAGCCAACGGAGCAGCAGAACCGCCACUCAACCCCUACGCUGCCCCGCUCACUCAUGCUCCACCCACAGCCACAUCCUCCCCCUCUUCACCUCCUCCCCCCAGGAAACCAAAGCCGAGCUCCUGCAGCAGAGCCAGGCCCAAUGGCACGCGGGCGGACAAGCCUCUGAACCACAGCCCCAACACCCAGCAAGCUUCCAUGCUCCAGAAGGAGCUCCACCCCUCUGAUCAUCCAGCCGAGAGCCAAGCUCCGCCCACCAACAGCUGCAGCCCUGACGAACAGAUGCGAGAGCCAAUGACAGCAGAGCAGCAACGGGAAGCCAGGCUCACUCCUGAGGACGGACGUUCCAGACUUUCUCUGCGGAAGAUUUUCUCGGCCGUGGGGCUGAACAGAACUCGAACCGGCAGUCUGGACCGCCUGAGCUCCCGGCCCCGCCCUUCAUCUCCUGGCCCCGCCUCCCCAGACCUCAGGAAGCCCUCUGCCUCAUCCAAUCUGCUGAGGAAAACACCUUCACUGCAGUCGCUCAGUACGGGGUCACCCUUCCUCCAGCUGAGGAAAUCAUCAUCUUUCCAGAAUUUCCAGUCAGAAAAGAGCGAGCGCUCGGCUGCAUACCAGCCCGCCACCCGCACGCUGCAGAGGGCUCUCAGUGUGGAGGAUGUUGGGAGGCCCAGCUUUGUUCGUCCAGUAGGAAAAGUGUCGCAGGUUUUCAGUGAUGGGACGUUCCUGCUGCAGCUGAACCGGCCGCCAAGUGGAACCUUUGGGUUCCACAUCAGCCGAGGAAGAGGAAGGCCUGACUCUGGUGUAUAUGUGGAGGACAUGGUGGACAGCAGUACAGAGAAGCUGUAUGCUGGCUUGCUGGGAGCUGGAGACGAGAUUGUGGAGGUGAACGGUGAGAAGGUGGCUGGCCUGAGUCUGGACCUGGUGACCCACCUGCUGACCCAAACAAGCUCCGCCUCCGUCCGCAUCCUCCGCCACAGGAAGCUGCCUCCACACUGACCGCCAAGACCGCUGAGCUACAACCUGAUGCCAGCUACAACUUCAACAGCCACAACAACACCACGGCCUGAAACUACACAGCCACCGAGACGCAACAGCACACGGUGGCCAAACUACCAGCUGAGCCUGCAGCCUCCAGACCGGCCACAGAACAUCCUGACCCACACCAACCAAACACUCGCACACAGCCACAGCCCAACCACAUGGACAGAAGGAGCUACAACCCACCUGCGAGCCGUACAACAGCGCCAAUCCAAAUGACCGAGCCCCCGCCCGAAUCAAGACAUAAACCGCCUAACCCACCAGGAAGCAGCCUGAACACCGACCACCGCACCCACAACCACCUCGCUGGAACCCCGCUGCCUGAAAGUCAACCACAAAACCACAGAACCACAACUCGAACCAAGCAACACCACCGCAGCACCCAGUCAUCUUGCUGACCAAAACCUGAACCAGCUAACCACAACCAGAACCAGCUAAACACAACCUGAACCAGCUAACCAGAAACAGCUAAACACAACCUGAACCAGCUAACCAGAACCAGCUAAACACAACCUGAACCAGCUAACCACACCCUGAACCAGCUAACCAGAACCAGCUAAACACAACCUGAACCCAGCUAUAACGAAGCCACAGUCAGAUGUGCCUCAUGAACACCAAGCUUUUUAAAUAAAGUCAUUUUUAUUCAUUGAAACGCCACACUUUUUUCUCACCUAACCCUUUCUUCUUUUACAAAGGCAUAGGGUUAUAGCUCAGAAGGUUCUAUUGUCUUGACUCUUUUGCCAGAGAACUAAACUACCUGAUAACAAAAAGAACAGACUUUCCCUUUCAAAUCAGUUCAGCAGGAUUUUAAAGGACCUGACCGGCAAGUGUGAACUGUCCACCCUGAGAAAACCGGGCUCAUGGUUCCUCACCCGAUCUGCUCGACCUGAUGAUCUCAUGAUACCCAGAGCCUCCAGACCAGGUUCCUGAACCGAGGCCAGUUUGAACCGGUCAAACAACAAAGCUGCAGUGACACCACUGACCAGCUGUGGAGGUCAUCAGGUCAGAGGUCAGAUCUCACUGGACACAUCAAAUCAAUCUCAGCAUGUGCUGUUUAUAUCACAUACACAUUCAUGGUGACUCCAUUUGAAACACACUGAUCACCCCCCAAAAAUGAGCAAAAAAUUGUUCAAAUCACCUCACUGUCAGCUCCUGUUUCAUCAAAACUAAAUGAUGUUCCCAUCCAACAUGGAUCUUCAUCAAGUUAACAGCUCAGAUGACUUGCAGGGUUUUUCUGGAAACAAGUCUGGAACUGGAACUGUUCCACGUUGAUUUGUGUUUAACCAGGUGGAACGUCCCUGCAAAUCCCAGCUGAGCUGACGUGCUGAGUCAAGCCAGCACGUGUGUGUGUGUGUGUGUGUGUGUGUGUGUGUGUGUGUGUGUGUAAAAUGUCAGCAGGAUGGAGCUCAGUCACCCUUUCCAGGUAAACAGGAAGCUGUCAUAAAUUAAAGAUUUGGUUUCAUCUCUGUGGUUCAAUAAAUGUCCAGGAAAUCAUCUGGAUCCUAAAUGAAGCUUCAUGAUAAAAUAACUGUCAGAUAAUUACUUACUGCAGUGUAAAUGGAAUCAAAAAUAUAAUAAACCCUGAUUUUAAUACAUUCUUACAGUUCCCACCACUGCCCCAAAGCUGUGUUAUGUUGCUCAUCUUCAGUUUCCAUCUGUGGUUAAAUAACAACUUUCUUUUAUUUUUGUAAAAAGAAAAACAGCAGCAGACUCUGGCCCAUCAGGCGUCUCCAGGUUCUCUGUGUUGUUCCUCUUAAAGGACAAAGUUCUCCAAAACACAAGAAUAACAGCAGUGAAUCACAGCUUUGAUAGGCACAUACAGAGAUUUAAAAUGCAUGGUGGUUCUCUGGAAUCUUCUAGUCUGAAGCUCCUGUGGAAUCAGUCUCUCUCUCUUUUUUUUUUUUUAAUAAAUAAAUAGAAAUAAAAGGAAAAGGAAAGCUUGGUGUUGAAAGGGAAAAUGUUUUGCAUUCUUCUUCACUUAUUGUGUUUUCCACUUUCUCAAGUUUUUUUUACAUUAUUUUUUUAUAUUCUACCUUUGCAUUUGAAAUAAAAAAAUAUAUAGGGCUCAUUAAUGCAUUAUGUAAUGCAUUUGACAGCAGUGUGCAGAAGUGCACUGGCCUGUUUGAAAUGUGUUGAAUGUCUAUGUGAAUGUGAAUGUCAGUUUUUAGAGAAUCUUUGUCCUUCCUCAGUAUUAAAGCACCAGAGAAUUAUAGUCACAGGACAGUGAAUAUGGAUUUUGUAACAUUUAUUUAUAUCCACAUCCUAAAUAAAAUAAAUUCUGAAUGAA
Molecule: messenger RNA, 5047 nt
Organism: Myripristis murdjan (pinecone soldierfish)
Lineage: Eukaryota; Metazoa; Chordata; Actinopteri; Holocentriformes; Holocentridae
Exons: 11
Coding region: 247-2718 (823 amino acids)
Biological process (GO): centrosome cycle; regulation of cellular localization; establishment or maintenance of cell polarity
Cellular component (GO): cell cortex; nucleus; apical plasma membrane
Molecular function (GO): protein binding
Source: RefSeq, a predicted model, not a curated record